Molecule: messenger RNA, 2350 nt
Organism: Syngnathus typhle (broad-nosed pipefish)
Lineage: Eukaryota; Metazoa; Chordata; Actinopteri; Syngnathiformes; Syngnathidae
Gene: lasp1
Product: LIM and SH3 protein 1
Exons: 8
Coding region: 303-1037 (244 amino acids)
Cellular component (GO): focal adhesion
Molecular function (GO): actin filament binding
Source: RefSeq, a predicted model, not a curated record
GCGCCGUCGGGCCGGGAGGGGCGUCGGCGACGCGCUUUCCGCGUCGGCUCGGCUCGGCUCGGCUGCUGCCUCUAGUUCCCAGUGUGGACUACUGACAGCCAGCUGUGCGGCUACACGACGACGACGACGAUAACAGCUGCGGACCCAUCCGCCUUCGAACAUUUAACGCUCCACUCCUCCGGUGCGCGUUUGGGAGGCGAUCUAAAGCUCAAAGAGAGAAGAGAGGAAAAAGAAGAGCGAAAAGGGCUCGUUUCGUCGUUGGUUCCUGUGCUAGCUUAGCUGAAGACGAGCAUUCCUCCGACAUGAAUCCGCUGUGUAGCAGAUGUAAUCUCGUCGUCUACCCCACGGAAAAAAUCAAUUGUCUGGACAAGUACUGGCAUUCGCGAUGUUUCCGCUGCGAGACCUGCAAUAUGUCUCUAAACAUGAAGAACUACAAAGGCUUUGCCAAGAGACCGUACUGCUCUGCACACUACCCCAAGGCAAACUUCACCUGCGUGGCUGACACUCCAGAGAACAUCCGCCUCAAACAGCAGAGCAAGAUGCAGAGCCAGGUUCUCUACAAGGAGGAUUUUGAAAAGAAUAAAGGGAAAGCCUUCACCGUGGUCACAGACACGCCAGAGCUGCAGAGACUCAAGAAAUCACAGGACCAAAUCAGCAACAUCAAGUACCACGAGGAGUUUGAGAAGAGCAAGGGUUCACAUGUCCAUGAGGAGAGCAAGACUCCGCAUCCACAGCCGAGCAGCCCUGGCCCAGCCGCUUACCAGCAGCAGCAGCAGCCCGUGGCCGCCUCUCACAACUACCACUAUGAUCCUACUCCUGAGCCUGCGCGCCCGGCAGCUGCCGCACCGCCUUCCAGCGCUGGGAAGCGGUACCGGGCGGUGUACGACUACGCCGCCGCCGACGAGGACGAGGUCUCCUUCAUUGACGGCGACGUGAUCGUGGACGUGCAGCAGAUCGACGAAGGCUGGAUGUACGGCCGGGUGGAGCGUACCAAUCAGCAAGGGAUGCUGCCCGCCAACUACGUGGAGGCCAUCUGAGAGAGGGAGAGAAAGAAGAGCUCGCUAAUCUCAAGCCUUCUUCUGUCUUAACUUUUUCUUGUCUGUCUGUGCUGAUGUUUGGAUGUCACUCAUCUACGUCUCUUCCACCUAUAGCACUUAACAUCCCCCCCCCCCCAGGGUGAAAAUAUUUGGAAAGUCCCUCAUUGUGCACGCGUGUACAUUUUCCUUUCCAUGACUGGAAGAGAAUUUCACCUCAGUUGCGUCUACAUUCCUUUGCUCUUUGAACCCUGGGAUCAGCAGCCAGCUGUCCAUCCUAACAGAGUGCUUUACUCUUAAUAUAUUUAUAGACCCAAUGUGAUGCGCUGCAUUGUGGGUAAUGUUGUUCGACUGGAAUCCGGAGCUCCUGCCGCUCUCGUCGUCAUUUUGUUUGUUGUUUUGUUUGAAUGUCGGGCAGACACAAGAGGGAUCAGGGAUAAGUUGGGGAACGUUUGCAUGUCUGACUUCCCUCCCCUUUUGCCCCAACAUUUGCGUACGCAGCACAACUCUGUAUUCUGACACUUUUAAACCUUUUAUUCCACCGCUUCAACAACAUUCCGAUCUUUAGUUUUCUGUUGGAUGUGAAUGAAUGUCUUAUCUAUCCUCUCCUAUCUUGUGCUCCUUUUCCCGUUGUUCGCCUUAUUGAUGGCAAAAUGCUUAUUUUGAAGAGGACAAAUUGUCACGUGUACGAAAUAAAUAAACCAGCACCGCAAUUGAUGAAGGUGGAGGAGUUUAUAUCAAAUGCAAACAACAACAACAAGAGCAAAAAAAGAGGUAGUGGCAGUCGGAUGAGGAAGCAGCGCCGUGGUGGAGCGAGCCGAACGCGUACGCCUCAUAUCAGUUGUGUGGCCAAAAAGGGCACCGUUGGUUGGGGGCCGCGCUUUUCUGCCGUUGCUCUCUCGACGUACAUUUCUACAAUUGGCUAUCGUAAUAGGCGUCGUCAGUCUUUACUCGCAAUUUAUUUGACGGUUUCUUUUUGGGCCGCUCGAUCUCGUCCAAGUUAUCCCGUCCUCGCCUUCUCCGUCUGUGCUUCUGACCCGUCAUUCCGUGCUUCUUCUCAUCAUCGCCGCUUAUAGGUACACGUCAUAAUAGGAAUCUUGUAACCGCGCAGGUGGAAGCUUGCAGACCGACCAGUUUUGUGCAUCUUGUUUUUUUAAUGUCAUUUUUUAAGGAAUAAAGAUAGCAUAUGCAUAUUGACAUGUUUUCAAGAAAGUACAAGACAUUGUCAGAUGUUAGGACCAGAUAUCAUCUCGUGUCACAGCACUUCAAACUGUACUUAAUGAUUCUGCAGAUUCAAUAAAAGUCAUUUUUCUCAA